Molecule: messenger RNA, 2782 nt
Organism: Manis javanica (Malayan pangolin)
Lineage: Eukaryota; Metazoa; Chordata; Mammalia; Pholidota; Manidae
Gene: TMEM204
Product: transmembrane protein 204
Biological process (GO): lymph vessel development; smooth muscle cell differentiation; regulation of vascular endothelial growth factor receptor signaling pathway
Cellular component (GO): plasma membrane
Source: RefSeq, a predicted model, not a curated record
UGUUGCAGUUGGCUACGCCCUCCAGCUCACCAAAAACAGCCUCAAAAACAACCAUUUCCUUUCUGCUGAGAGACGGGGGAAAACACAUGCGUACACACUCCCCUGCGACAAGCUCUCUGCUUUCCAGGACUGGCUGUUUGCGGCAGAGGCACAGGGCAGGGGCUGGGCCAGGAGGCAGGCUGAGGAACCCACGCUGCCCCCUCAGCCCUGCUCAGAGCCGGCUGCCACCACUCACUGGGCUGCUGCAAGCAGCGCUGCGCCUGAGAAGGCCGGCCGACGUGCCUGCCUCCCCUGCUAACUUUCCAUUUCCCUGCACACGGGAGAAGACGCUUCGUGUCCUCCCUUCGCCGCUGCUGCCCAGGAAGACGGCGCACUCACGACCCUGGGCUGUGGCUGGUGCCCCCGCGGCCCCCCUGGGAUGGGCUGUGCGGCUUGCGGCAGCCCAGGCCUGGCCCCGCUCCAGGUACAGGAAGCAGGGUAAGGAGGCCGCGAGGUGGGCCCGCCUGCACCUGCCACACGGGCCUUCCCGACACCUCCGAGAAUGAGCGGCGAUGUCCUCUAGCCGGCCCUAGCAGCGAGUCGGUUCCCGGGCCCCAACAGCUCACCAGGCUGCACUUUCUCCAGAAGGGGCGCCGGCACCGUGGUUGGCCAUGACCAUCCGGAAGCUGGUGGCCACGGCCGUGCUGGUGGCCCUCAUCUCCCUUGUCCUCAACAACGCGGCCGCCUUCACCCCUAACUGGCUGUACCAGACGCUGGAGGAUGGGCGCAGGCGGAGUGUGGGGCUGUGGAGAUCCUGCUGGCUGGCGGACAGGGCCCGGGCAGUGCCAAGCCCAGGGGUCAGGCCUGGGCCGGUGCACGCCAGGGACUGCGAGGCCCUGGGCUGGGGCUCAGAGGUGGCGGGCUUCCAGGAGCCGCGAGGCACUGUCAAACUGCAGUUUGACAUGAUGCGUGCCUGCAACCUGGUCGCUACGGCAGCACUUGCUGCGGGCCAGCUCACUUUCGUCCUGGGGCUGCCCGGCCUGUCCCUGAUGUCGCCCAAUUCGCAGUGCUGGGAGGAGGCCAUGGCUGCUGCAUUCCAGCUGGCAAGUUUUGUGCUGGUCAUCGGGCUGGUGACCUUCUAUAGGAUCGGCCCCUACACCCACCUGUCCUGGUCUUGCUACCUGAACAUUGGCGCCUGCCUGCUGGCCACCCUGGCAGCUGCCAUGCUGAUCUGGAACAUUCUCCACAGGAGAGAGGACUGCAUGGCGCCCCGGGUGAUUGUCAUCAGCCGCUCCCUGACUGCACGGUUUCGCCGGGGGCUGGACAACGACUACGUGGAGUCCCCGUGCUGAGGGCUGCCCACGAGGGGCCUUGCUCGGGGCUUCACCCACUGCACAGAAUAGCCCGGACACCGGGGGCUGCCUGUGUGGGGUGGCUACCAGCAGGGCUCCCUCGUGUGCACGUACAACACACAGACGUGUUCACUAUGUUAUAUAUAAAUACGUUAUGUGCUGAUGUAUCGUCUCCGCCACCCUCCUCCUGGCACGCACAGCUUGGCUUCAGGCUCACAUGCUCCAGGGUGGAGCCCAGCGUGUGAGGCGCACGCGAGGAGACAGGAGGCCACCCUGCUCUGUGCCUGCUCUGGGAUCGACUCAUUCUGCGUCUGAUGAGAGGGGCUCCCUCAAGUCGUAUCUACCGUGGCAAAGCAGAGCGCCUGGGAAGAUCUCCAGCCGCGACCUGAGGGUUAUGGCUUUACGCCAGGACUGUGCUGUCUGUUCAUUCCUCAUUCUUUUUGUAAGUGAAAAUAAACUUAAAAACCUCUUACCACUGUCUAAAACUUGUAUUUUAUCUGUCUACACUGCCAUGCACAUGGAAAGAACUGGUCUAUUUGUCUGCCAUUUUGUGGGCUGGAAGUAAGAGAAGGGCCGAGGCAUUUUUAAAGACCCAGCGGGAGCUCAGCAGCGGGCAAUCGUAUCUUUAUUAGCUGAGCCUCGGACGUCCACGUUCCUGGAGAUUCUGAGCUCUGUGGCUGUAUGGUGGCAGAUGGACAACUGGCAGAGUAAGAGGGGAAAAAUCUACCUGUUUAAAAAAAUUCAGAGAGACUGGUUCACUUGACCUUCACCCUAAGUUCAGCCAAAUGCUUGUGGGCUGCAGAAUGCCUUUGUGAUACUGCAGGACUCCACACAUGCCUGGCCUAAACCCGUAAGCUGACAGCGGGCUCGCAGGUCUGCCGGGCUACACACUUUCGGACAGCCCUCAGUGCCUGGCUGGGACACCUCCCGUGCACUGUGCUGCUUGGCCCCAUGCCACCUGGUGCAGGGCCGCCAUUGCCGCGGCCUUCCUCCGGCCCAGGAAACUGAUGCUGGGCCAAAUUGACGGGUCCAAGCAAAGCCCUGAGCCGUCGGCUGCCUCUCCCUUAGGAGGCCAACUCCCUCUGAGAGACGCGUAACCUCCCAGGGAGCACAAGAUGCUAGCCGGAAAUGUGAAGCCCUUAGCACCCCAGGGAUUUGUCUAUAGUCAGAGCGAGGGGUGGGUUGGGGUUGGGGCUCUAAGAACAAAAGGUGUGUGAGAACUAACCAUUUAUAACAAACCCAGCACACGGUGUAGAAAUGGCCAGACUUGUGUCCCAGAGCCAGUGCUCUUUAGGACACUGAGGUCUGACCUUCUUCCCAGAAUGCAUGUUUCCCACAAGCAUUUACUAAAAAUAAUUGUUUUUAAAGAGAAUAAUGAAAUAUUUAAGAUGUAUAAUGUUGUUAAUAUUAUGUAUCUGCCUAUAUAAACGUACAUUAAAGCUUUAAAGUUG